Molecule: messenger RNA, 1966 nt
Organism: Aphidius gifuensis
Lineage: Eukaryota; Metazoa; Arthropoda; Insecta; Hymenoptera; Braconidae
Product: SET and MYND domain-containing protein 4-like
Exons: 4
Coding region: 203-1966 (587 amino acids)
Molecular function (GO): protein binding
Source: RefSeq, a predicted model, not a curated record
GUAUAAGAAGUUGUAUGUAUUGUUUGGCUUCCAAGAAAAUAUGAAAAAUCGAAACAAAAAAAAGUGUGUGAAUUGAUACAUAAUACCUGCUGAGUCUUACAGAAAAAAAAAUUUAGGAAAUAUUUUUUUUUUGUGGGCUUACCUUUCAUAAUAACCAUCUUUACUUUGACCAUAUUUAAAUAAGAAGUUUUUGAUUUUCGCAAUGGAGCAAAUUUUAGAAAAUUUGAGUGAAAAAUUAAAAAAUGCCAAUGAGCAUGAAAAACGUAAUAAAGAAUAUUCUUCAAUAUCAACAGAUGAAGAAAGAGUCAAGUUUACCAUGGGAUUAAUUCAUGAACACAAUGUGCAGCUCUUGAUGAAAUUUGAAGAAAAAAGUGCAAGCCAAUCUGUAUUAUAUCGUAAUGAGGGUAAUAAACUUUUUACUAGUCACAACUUGUCAUUAAAUAAAACAAUUGAAAUGUAUACAAAAAGUAUUGCGUUUGCACCGAUUAGUUCAAAAGAAUUGUCGAUAGCAUAUGCAAAUAGAUCGGCAGCUCUUUUUACAGCUAGGCUUUAUAAUGCCUGUCUCUUAGAUAUUGGUCGAGCAUUGACACUUAACUAUGAGCAACGACUACGAGUAAAGCUUUAUGCUCGACGAGUAAAAUGCUUGAUAAUGCUAAAAAAAAAAUCAGAUACGGAAGUAGAUAAAGCUAUUGAAGAAGCACGAAUGUGGUUAGACAAAAUGGAUAUGAAUAACCCAAAGAGAUCAGUUAUAGAGGAGACACUGACGAAUCCAGAAAAAAUAGUAACUAUCGAGACAGAAUUUGUUAAAUGGGAAGAAGAAAAAUAUUGUCCCAACAUUCAUGAUAAAAAUCAAGAAAUAAUAGGCGCUUCUUCCGCAGUUGAACUAAGAUAUUCUGACGAAUUCGGUAAACACAUUCUUGCAACGCGAGACAUUAAACCUGGAGAAGUUCUUGCCCUUGAAGAAUGCUAUACUUCUGUAUUGAUUCCUGAAAAGUUUUACACAAACUGCUCAUAUUGUUUGACGCAAACUUGGUCAUUGAUUCCUUGUGAUGCCUGUGUAACUGUACUUUAUUGCAAUGAUGAGUGUAAAAAUGCUGCAUGGGAAGAGUUUCAUGAUAUAGAAUGCAAAGUUAUUGGAUCACUUGUUGGAGUGGGAAUGAACAACUUAGGUUUGAUGAGUUUAAGACUUGCUGUAAAAGCUUUGAAAGAAGCAAAAAGUUUCAAUAAUUUAAAAUUGCUCAUUGAUUUGGCGGAUAAUGCUAAAGAUCCGAGAACUAACGGGUUUACGGAUGGUAAGCUUGAUGAUACUAAGUACAUUAGUGUUUACACACUUGCUAGGAAUACUGAAAAACGGUCUAUACCAGAUCUUUUUGGAAGGUCUUUAAACGCAGUGUACAUUGUUUAUAUGCUCGCAACAAGAAGCAAAAUGUUUGGAAAAGUAUUAAACAAUAAUCUUGAGAAUCUAGUGAACAAUCAGUUCGUGACAUUUAUCGGGGGGUUAAUCAUGAGACAUCAGCAGAUUAUCCCAAGUAACGUGCAUAGUAUCGCUGAAGAGAACAAGAUACCUACAGAUCCAAAUGAAAGAGCUGCUGCACUCAUGCCAUUUUACAGUUUGUUUAAUCACACUUGUGAUCCACCAGUAACAAGAGUUUCCUUCGGUCGAAAGAUGGCUCUUUAUGCUGUCUAUCCAAUAAAAAAAGGCGAGCAGAUUUUUGACAACUAUGGCAUGCACUAUGCUCUUCAUCCGAAGAAUUAUCGUUUGUCUAGACUUUAUCAACAAUUCAGAUUUGUUUGUAAUUGUCGCUCUUGCAUUGAAGAUUGGCCGACAUUUCCAAAUGUUCCUAGUUUUUGGGUGCAAAGAUUAGCGAAUGUUAAUAAUGAAAAGUUGAAUUAUGCCAUGGUCAAGUUUUCAAAAAGUACUACGAGCUGGCGGUCAGAGCUGAAGUUGAAGAUAAUUCCGAAAUAG